Messenger RNA from Trichophyton benhamiae CBS 112371, 1791 nucleotides. RefSeq lists its product as uncharacterized. The transcript has 6 exons. Gene Ontology annotation, molecular function: GTPase activity; GDP binding; GTP binding. Bases 1 to 1791 code for a protein of 596 amino acids. The record is from RefSeq and is a predicted model, not a curated record. Gene Ontology annotation, cellular component: plasma membrane. Gene Ontology annotation, biological process: signal transduction. Lineage: Eukaryota; Fungi; Ascomycota; Eurotiomycetes; Onygenales; Arthrodermataceae.
AUGUAUACGGGCAGGAAGACGCCUCAACGCGCCGUCGUCUGGCUCGCUGAGACGCCCGCGGCCCUGCUGCAGGGUUAUGCCUGGAAGACGACGCUGCUCGAGGCUGCCCAUCGCCCGCUGAUGCUUGUUGUUGUUGUUGUUGUUGUUGUUGUAUCUGCUGCUUGUUGCUUGUUGCUGCCGGCUGUUCGUUCGUGGAUGCCGCCGACUGCCUGCAUGGUCACUCACUCGCCAGUAGAAGCGACGGCGACGAGGAGGAGGCCUUCCUGCAGGCCAUCCAAGUACGGAGUAGCCAGUCGACCUGCAUCUAUCUCUCUCUAUCUCUAUGUCUCUCUCUCUCUCGUAUCACUCCUGUCGACUGCUGUUGUUAUCUCUUAUGUCGUCUGUCGUCUGGUGCUCGGUCCCUUUUUUUUUCCUUUUUUUUUUUCCUUUUUUUUACUUCUCUCUCUCUCUUCUUUUUUGCUUUUCUUUGCUUUCCUUUUUUUCCCUUUUUUUUUAAUUCCCUUUUUUUUUUUUUAUUUCUCUUUCUUCCUUUUCUUCUUCUUCGUCUUUUCUGAUAGCAAAAAAAGGGCGAGCGUCAACGUCGUCGAGUCGAGUCGAGAGCAGCAACGAAGAAUCCAGCGUCUCGAGCAGCGCCCAUCUCUUCUCUUCUCUUCUCUUCUUCUACUACUUCUACUACUUAUCAUCUUCGUCUUCUACUUCUUCUUCAUCUUCUUCAUCUUCUACUUCAUCUUCAAGCUGUCCUUUUGCUUUUUCCUCCUCGCCGUCGCUGCUCAACUGCUGCAACCACCGACUCGAACUCUUGCUGCGAUCUCUCGUUUCUUCUUUCUUUUUGGCCCUUCUUCUGACUUGACGUCCUUCUAUAUCUCUUCUCUUCGUCUCUUCUCUUUUUCUUCGGCCUGUCGAGAAUCCGUCUGGAAAAGAGGGAGUCUCCAGCGUUGUCGUUGUCGCCGUCGCCGUCGUCUGCUCAGAAGCCCCCCUUACGCUGCUGCGUCGUCGUCUUUCUUCUUCCUCUUCUUCCCCUUCUUCCUCUUCUUCUUCUCCGGUUGCUACGACUACUCUCAACACAUCAUGGCCUCACGAUAUCUCCGAGAAUACAAGCUGGUCGUCGUCGGCGGCGGUGGUGUCGGCAAAUCCUGUCUGACCAUCCAAUUGAUCCAGAGCCAUUUCGUCGACGAAUAUGACCCUACAAUUGAAGGUGCCUUUCCCUUCCUCUCUUCUUAUUCUCCAUCGUCUCUGUCUUCGUCUCUGUCUGCGUCUUCUUCGUCUUCUUCGUCUUCUUCCCUUUGUCUCCAAUGUGUCAUCGACGACGAGGUCGCCCUGCUAGACGUGCUCGAUACCGCCGGCCAGGAAGAGUACUCGGCCAUGAGAGAACAGUACAUGCGAACCGGCGAGGGCUUCCUGCUCGUCUACUCCAUCACCUCCCGCCAGUCGUUUGAGGAAAUCAUCACCUUCCAGCAGCAGAUACUCCGAGUCAAGGACAAGGACUACUUCCCCAUCAUCCUCGUAGGCAACAAGUGCGACUUGGAAAAGGAGCGAGAAGUCUCACAAGAGGAUGGCGAAAAACUAGCACGCAGCUUUGGAUGCAAGUUCAUCGAGACAUCAGCCAAGUCACGCAUCAACGUCGACAACGCCUUUUACGAUAUCGUUCGAGAAAUCCGCCGAUACAACAAAGAAAUGUCAUCCUACUCAUCUGGCGGCGGUGGAUUCGGAUCCCGAGGCCCAGAGGGCAAGAUGGACGUCGACGACCAUGGCGACCAGGCCGGCUGCUGCGCCAAGUGCAUUAUCAUGUAA